Trypanosoma cruzi is the source of this 543-nucleotide messenger RNA. RefSeq lists its product as uncharacterized. Lineage: Eukaryota; Euglenozoa; Kinetoplastea; Trypanosomatida; Trypanosomatidae. Gene Ontology annotation, molecular function: ribonucleoside triphosphate phosphatase activity. Gene Ontology annotation, biological process: thiamine metabolic process. The coding region runs from base 1 to 543 and encodes 180 amino acids. The transcript has a single exon. The record is from RefSeq and is a predicted model, not a curated record.
AUGAUAAUCUGGGCUGUAGGCACAACGAACAAGGCGAAGCUGGACUCUGUCGAUAUUGCUGUUCGUAUGUGCUUUCCGAGUUAUCAGCACGAUGUUCGUCCUGUGGCAGUACUUUCCAUAGUUCGUGCACAACCCAUCUCGGCCGAGGAGUCGCAACAGGGUGCACAGCACCGGGCUCAUGAAGCCCUGAGUCUUGUCCCUGAGGCUCAUUAUGGCGUUGGACUAGAAGGCGGACUGGAGAAAAUAUCGGAUCGAUGGUUUGAAUGUGGUUGGAUGUAUGUGAUAGAGCGCUCUACUGGGAGGUGUGGAAUAGGCUCUUCCGCACGCUUUGAGAUGAGCCAAAAGCUUAUGAGCAAGAUUCUUGACGAGGGCAAGGAACUAGCGGAGGUAAUGGAUGAGAUGACCGGUGAGACAGAUGUAAGGUCUGGACAGGGUGCAAUGGGAGUAUUGACAGCUGGAUAUUUGAACCGUGCUGAGUCCUAUUCUCACGGUCUGAUCUUUGCGCUAGCUCCAUUUCUUUCCGAUCACAAAUAUUGGGACUAA